Molecule: messenger RNA, 1362 nt
Organism: Coccidioides posadasii C735 delta SOWgp
Lineage: Eukaryota; Fungi; Ascomycota; Eurotiomycetes; Onygenales; Onygenaceae
Source: RefSeq, a predicted model, not a curated record
AUGCACCACUUUUCGUGGACCACCGCCCUUGCGGCCCUGCUCUCCCUCGGGAGCGUAGAGGGCUCAAUGUCUAUCAUGCCGUUGCCUCAAGAAACCCCUAUCGGCUUGAUGGCCGCGGUUGGCAUGUCUCCAAAGCCUACUGAUCCGCCAGGUGUGCCACCCGGCUUUCCUCGCGAGCUGUUACCGCGGAAGGACAAAACGACAUUGCCUCUUCCUCCGCCUGGGUACUACUGCGGCUUAGUCACUAGCGAUCCCGAUAACUUGCUGACCUGCGUCAACGCCCGAGCCAACUGCGUCCAUCAGGGCACCGCCAUUGGCUGCUGCAUUAGCAGCGAAAUCACCGACUGCACGAACAUCCCAUCUACUUGCAUCAACUAUGGCGACGAGUGCGAUGCUUCCUGCAGAAGCAACCGCAGGAUCUUGAAAUGCACCACCACCACCGAACCGUACUGCGGAACGUAUUUCUUCGGUGGCGGAUCGAAACUGUUCGGAUGUCGGUCCUAUGCCUCGGUUUCGUCACAAGUCCAGCAACUCACCGAUUACUACGAGUCUGUCUAUGGCUCCUCUUGGAGAACCCACCUGACUUCCUCGAGCUCAUCCGACUUUGACCUGCCUUCCGCCCCUCCCGAGCCUACGCAAACCGAAGAGUCGACCCCGCCUGCACCAGAUGAAACUUCUUCUUCCCCAGCCGGCCCAUCACAAUCCACUGGGCCUUCAGAGUCACAAGAUGACGACGAUGAUGAUGACGGCACUGGCAGAGGCAAACGAAAGAAGAGUCUCUCCGGCGGUGCCAUCGCCGGUGUCGUCGUCGGCGCCUGCGCUGGCGUCGGAGCCAUCGCCGCUUUCCUCGUCUGGUUCUUCUGCGUGAAGAAGAAGGCUGACCAGAACAAUAAUGGCGCCGCUGCCGCCGGCGCCGGCGUUCCUCCUCCUGGGCCACCAAUGGCGCCCCACGAUCAAUACGGACAGCCUCAAAACGCAGCAAUGGGUUAUUAUGCACCACCACCGGCUGUGGAUAACAAGCCCCUCGACGGCUCCCAACCUCCUCCUUCAUAUGGCUAUGACAAAGUGCCCCAAACCGAUAUGGCCGAAAUGCCUGGUAAUCUCCAACCACCGCCGCCGCAGCAGCCGAUGCCGCCGCAGGGUCAAGCAAAUGAUUAUUACAACCAGCGUGUGAGCAUGGGUCCGCCAAGUCCUCUGAGCGGUAGCAGUCCCGGGAGUCCCAAUGGCAUGCACCCAACGCAUACAGGCCCUGUGCCAGAGCAGAUUUAUGAAAUGGGACCCGGGAGAUAGGGGGGGAAAAAAAAAAAAAAGACGGUAAUGACAUACAUAAUCCUUGAGCAGAAAUACAGCAAUAUGAUAGCG